AUAAAUACCAGCCACAUGUGUGUUUGUGCUGAGGAGCACACUGGCUCUACUGGUUUGGGAAUUACCAAGGAACUACAGCCAUUUUACUCAAGCAACUUCCUCUGAAAGGACUUUUCUUGGACUAACACAUGGACACACAUACAGAAGAUGAGUUUUAUCAGUCGGAGGAUGACUUGGAUGAAGAUGAAGCAACGCAGUAUAUAAUUGAACAAAGUCUGAUUCAAUAUAGAAAACUUAAAGGACUGAAUCCAAGAGAUCUGAAACCGAGUGAAGACCCUGAUGAGAUUUUCAAAGCUAUCAAGGAAGGUGAUGAGGGUGCGCUGAACAGACUAACGAUGCAACCUGAGACUCUGUCCAGAGUUGAUGAACGAGGAUGGAUCCCCCUGCAUGAAGCUGCAGUUCAGGAGAAAAAAAGAAUAAUGGAAAUAGUCUUCUCAGCAUCACCUCCAGGAGCAGCUCAGUGUCGCACUUUAAAGGGUGAGACGCCUCUGUUUCUUGCGGUGGUCCAUGGGCUCAGAGAGAAUGCUACAUUCCUGUUGCAGAAUGGUUCUAGCCCAGAUGUUCAGAACGAUGAGGAGGAUUGUCCACUAGUGGCAGCAAUUCUGAAUGACCAGUAUGACUUGGCCACACUUUUGCUUCGUUGCAAUGCCAAUGUUGACCAACCAGGACCUCUGAACCGGACGGCUUUGCAUGAGUCUGCCUUUUUAGGUUUGGAGAACUUUGUGUACCUGCUGUUGGAGUCAGGUGCCAACCCAAAUGCACUUGACAUUAAAAACAAAACUCCACUGUCUCUGGCUGCACAGAAUGGACAUCUGAAUGUGGUGGACAUUUUAUUACAAAAAGGAGCCCAUGUGUGGUCGGAGUCAGACUCAGGAAGCGUUUUGUUUGAUGCAGCAGCAUCAGGAAACCCUGACAUAAUCUCCUUGCUGCUGGACCAUGGAGCAGAUCCCAACCUUCCUCUUUACAGCGGGCACCUGCCAAUUCACCGCGUGGCAUAUCACGGACACAGACUGGCGCUGGAGGUCUUGAUCCCAGUGACGAAGCUGAAUGCGGUGAAGGAAAGCGGGAUGAGUCCUCUCCACUCAGCAGCAGCCGGGGGACACGCCCAUUGUGUGGAGACUCUGCUCAAGGCCGGCUACGACCCAAACUUCAUGCUGCACCCAAAGGUGCGCAAGGGUUACGACGAUGAGCGCAGGUCUGCCCUCUUUUUUGCCGUCUCCAACAACGACCUCCAGUCUGCGCGCCUGCUGUUGGAGGCCGGGGCGAUGGUCAACCAGGAUCCUAUAAACUGCCUGCAAAUGGCUCUCAGACAGGGCAACUAUGAACUUAUCAACACCCUGCUGAAACAUGGGGCAAAUGUCAACUAUUACUCCCGCGUCAACACCACUCACUUCCCCUCAGCACUACAGUACGCCUUGAAGGACGAGGUUAUGCUCAGAAUGAUUCUGAACCACGGCUAUGAUGUUAAACGCUGUUUUGACUGCCCAUAUGGGGACAAUUCCCAUGACUACGCUCCUUGGACGACCUCAGUCAUCAAAGACAUGGUGUUUUGUGAAGUGAUAACAGUGUCAUGGCUGACGCACCUAUCUGCUCAGGUGGUGCGCAUCAUGCUGGACUACACUGACCAUGUCUCCUUCUGCCCCAAACUUAAGGACACCUUACAGGAGCAGACUAAGUGGACGGAAAUCUGCCACAUUCAAGGAAACGCACGGAGCCUGAAGCACCUGUGUCGGUUGCGGAUAAGAGAGCAUCUCAGUCUGCUACGCCUGAGAGCCCCAGUUUUUAUCAACUUCCUUCCUCUUCCUCCCAGGCUGAAAGAUUACUUGCGCUUUAGGGAAUUUGAUGUUUACAGCAGGGGCAGCGGGGUUAACCUCGAGUGAAAACAUGUUAAAAGAAGUCCCAGAUACAGUUGUUGUGUAAGCAAAAAUAUGUGCCAUUAGUUCCCAUUAGCUUUACGAUUUAUUGGAUAUUUUGAAAACAGUAUUUUUAAGUACUUUAUGUCUUGCCGUGUUAUUUUUAGAAAAACUGUAUACUUGCAACAUCUGACCUUUUAUACAAUAGACCCAUUAUCAGCUUAUACUCUCUUUACAUAUGUUUAAAGGUGUUUAAUGAACUGGAUUUAGUUGGUUUGGCCUUGUUUUCCCUACCUCUUGCAACUUUUUAUGUGAACAUUUGUUGAAAUGUGUUUAUGCUGCCAUGAUGGCAAAGAUUCCCUGAAAGAGGAGAUACUAUAUCACAAAGAAACCAUUGUUUGUAAUGCAAAUACUUCAUGGUAUGCCCUACUCUUUAUUAUGAGGACUUAUUUUUUCACGGGGAUUUUUAAUGAAACUAUUUUAGAAGAAAGCAGAGAAUGACCAACAUAGAUGAGACAGUCUCUGUUUGCCGCCACCGUGUGGUAGAAUGAAGGAAUGGGAGAUUACAAAAGUAUAACAGGGGAAGUUUCCAUCCAUCGUGACGGUUUAAUGAUUCAUAUUAUCCCUUACCACAUCAGUGUUUCGGGCAUACAUGUGGUGAAAUAUGCCUUAAUCGGUUGUGUUAGAAAUUCAAACCGAUGCAUUAAGAUAUUUGAAUUGUUUGUAUUUGAAGUAGAGCAUUCGGUGUCAUGACAAUAUUUUUUACAUUGGAAUGUAACCCAUUUCUUAUCCCUAAUAUAGUUAUAGUAAAGUGUGAG
Menidia menidia (Atlantic silverside) is the source of this 2671-nucleotide messenger RNA. Lineage: Eukaryota; Metazoa; Chordata; Actinopteri; Atheriniformes; Atherinopsidae. The record is from the annotation of a GenBank genome assembly.